AUUUCUUGAGAUUUCCCAUCUGCGGAUCUCAAAGUGUGGAUCAGUGUUCAAACUGCAUCGAGGUUUGCCUUGGCCUCAGCACAAAUGUCAGGCAGAGGAUGAAGUGAGAGACUUCCUAGGAACACAUUCCAGUUCAACACACAAGCAACAUCAGAAAGCCAGUGUCAGGAAGAGAUCAGAAAACAGGAUUCUCCCUCCAAAAGAGAUGCCAGGCUGUUGAUUUCAUUUCCUCCUGAUUUCAGGUUGAAAGGAAAAAAUAAAAGUCAGAUCCUGAGAUAGUUCACAGAAUGAAAAUUCUGAGAUAUUCCAAGAUAGAAUUAUUUACUUUGAUGUGCAGCCCAAAAAUAGGAACCAAAUUGAGUCAGGAUAAGUACAAGGCCAAAGUGAAAGGGCAAAAUAAACAUUUAAUUUCAAACUAUGUCUGAAUCUCCUCUGACACUCAGUUGAAGGAGGAGGAUUUGUUUCUGCAGCACCUUCCACCACAGGCAAGACAGUAAUUCUUAGGGAAACCUCUUCCUGUUGCCCUUUGAAUUCAGGAAACCAAGUAUCCCCUGCUCAAAAUAAAUUCAGGGAAAUACGACAAAUUGUAACCUCUCAACCGGGACAAAAUACACAAAAUACAAUUUUGAAACUGUCUCCUCUGUGUGUCCCUUUUGUCUCAGUUCAGGGCCUUAUCUCCGGAAUUCAGGAUACAGAAACCAGAUUGUUCCCUGGAAGACCUGGGACUCUUUAACAGGACUGAAGGAAGACGAGCAAAAUCCAACAGACCUGGGAAAGCCGCAGGAAAAAAAAAUAAAAAUCUCCUGGCAGGAAAGAAAAAUCAGCAUAAAGCAGUGAUGCUGGGUGUGCGCCAUUCUAGCCUUGUUUCAAGCUCCAAUGCACUGAUUUAUGAUUCAAAUGGAGGGGGAGAGGAGAAAAAGCUCUUUUUUUCCUGGUGACCGCAGCCCUGGGAUGGUUUGGGAGCAGCAGCGACAUCGGCCCGAGAUCCGCAUCCUUCCAGUGCCCUCUGGUGGCGGCCGCUCCCGCUGCAGCGCCGGGGAUGCGCGUUCCAGAGGGGGAAUGGUCACCCAGGGAUGCGGCAGCAGCCGGGCCUCGCCUCAGGACGGCGGGAUAACAGCCGGCAUUCUGUCCCGCACCUUCAUCCGCGCAAUCCCUCCUCUCUGAGCACACCCAUCUCAUUUCAGACCGACUUGAGGCCUCACCUCCCGCAGCAGUGACUUUUGGCACCUCGUUAAAUCUCACAUUAAAGUCUCUUUCCCACCUGCUUUCUGACAGAGCCAAAGAGGAACCAAACCUCAUGCUGUUAAUCCCUUCCUGAGUAGCAAGAAUUUCAUCCUGCAGUAUGCACUGGGCACAAACCAGGAUCCUCAAGGCAUGAAAAAUGAGCCAACUCCUUCAAAAACCUUACUGCAGGCCGUGUCCCCUUAUAAACCCUCACCACAGGCCACGUCCCCUCAAAAACCAUCACCACAGGCCACAUCCCCUCAAAAACCAUCACCACAGGCCACGUCCCCUCAAAAACCAUCACCACAGGCCGUGUCCCCUCAAAAACCAUCACCACAGGCCGUGUCCCCUCAAAAACCAUCACCACAGGCCAUGUCCCCUCAUAAACCAUCACCACAGGCCAUGUCCCCUCAUAAACCAUCACCACAGGCCGUGUCCCCUCAAAACCCAUCACCACAGGCUGUGUCCCCUCAAAAACCAUCACCACAGGCCACAUCCCCUCAAAAACCAUCUCCACAGGCCACAUCCCCUCAAAAACCCUCACCACAGACCACGUCCCCUCAUAAACCAUCUCCACAGGCCACGUCCCCUCAAAAACCAUCACCACAGGCCGUAUCCCCUCAAAAACCAUCACCACAGGCCAUGUCCCCUCAUAAACCAUCACCACAGGCCACAUCCCCUCAAAAACCAUCACCACAGGCUGUGUCCCCUCAAAAACCAUCACCACAGGCCACUUCCCUCCAAAAACCAUCACCACAGGCCGUGUCCCCUCAAAAACCAUCACCACAGGCCGUGUCCCCUCAAAAACCAUCACCACAGACCAUGUCCCCUCAGCCUCAAGCAGUGCCACAACAGGCACCACAGCUGGAGGAACACCAGAUCUCCAUGAGGGAGCGCAGCUGGAAGGAUUCUGGAGGCUGGGAAUGUGCCCUCACAGGAUUGCCAGCUUUCCAUCUGCAGGCUGUGGGCUCUCCAGGGAGGUCAGUGGCUGAGGACCACGAGCACAGGAGGUUCUGCAAGCACAGCCAGGUGUUGCCGUGGCUGAAGAGAGAGGCUGGGAAAAGAUCCCAUGGGCUUGCCAGAUCUGAUAGCUCGGUCAGCAGCACAGCUUGUACAUGCAGGGAGAUUAAAUAAUACGUCAUCAAAAAAGGGUUUGCUCUGGGCAGAAGGAUGGCAAGGAGGACUCUCAGGGUCUGCUUCUGUGCACAGUGACAUUUUCUAAGACACAGAGACUCCUUCAUCAUUGCACCACAUUCAAGGAAUGAUCUGGGUAUGGGUUGCUCAAUUUUAAACACCUUGAAUGCUGACCUACAGUACAAUCUAGUCCUUUUCCCAGGGAUUGUAGCAGCAUGCAAAGCCCUUCAUAUGCAUGAUUUUGCCUGUUCUUUCAGCCUGUUUUGAUGACUUGCUCUAUUUCCACAGCAGGCAGGCCUGAAAAGAUACCCUGCCUCUAAUUUCUAUUUAAUUCUAGUAGUAUCAGCAUUAUGUGAUCCCCAGUGAACUCCAAAUGAUCCCUUUGUUCCUCCACAUUCAUGGCAGAGUAAUUCCAGACUAAACAUUAAGAGAGCAGAUUAAAUCCAAUCUUAAUCCCAUUCCAUUGGAAGGGUUUGUCUUGAGAUUUACCCCCAGAAAGAACAGACCCCUAUUCUGACCUAGCAGGGUUCCCAUGCUGAAAACCAUCCCACACCAUCUCUCCCGGACAUGACUUUUCCUUACACAUACAGAACAAAAUGUCUCUGUGCAGUGUGAUAUUCCCAAAUGUUAUUUGCAUUCAUGAUAACUGCAAUUUACUCUUCAAAAUAAUCCACACUAACACCAAGGGACUAAAAAUGGGAGAAAAGAGUGGGAGGCACCCCAGGCAAAGCUGCUUUCCCAUCCAAAGACCCCAAAGAAACUCAGGAGAAGCAAAAAACUUCAGUUCCUUUUGGUUGUCCCCAUUCUUGACUCCUCCAGAAAGGAUUAAGGUGAAUUUGAUUCUAUUGUAGCCCUUUUUUGACAUCCUUCCCUCAGUGUGGAACAGUCAACUUUGUUUUUGGUCCUGCUGAAUGGUAAAAUCCUGCACAAGGGAAAGCAGAGACAAAGGAUUAGGGUUUGGGUUUGUGCCUGUCAUCUCAGGCUCUGGUCCUGUAAAACUGGAAGGAGGAGUGAAUCCCUAGAUUAUUUUUAAGAAUUAUAUCUAGCUUCCCUCUUCUAUACCCCUGUCUCUAAGCAAGAAACAAGGAAAGCAUCACAUCUUGCCUUUCUUCUGCCAGCUGGCAACACCUUGGCAUCCCAAAACCUUCCACAUUUCCCCUGAAAUGCAUAAUUCCCUGUUAGACAGGGCUGGACAAUGACCUUGUUCAUCUGACCUGAAUGCAGGACAAGACUCAGAGCCAGGGGCUGUAGAAAACCCAGGUUCUUCACCCCUCAGCCAGCUCUGGAGAUCCACACAAGCCCAAGAUCCAAGCACAGGUUCCUUUGAGUGACAAGAGGAAAACCCUCCCUGACAUGAGCCUGUUUGCAGCCAGCAGAAAUUCCAGCCAGGAGGAGCAGGAGGGAGAACAAGAGUUCUACAGAGCCAGACCUGUAAUGCCAGUUGUACAGCACCUAUGCACAGAGCUGAGCCUAAGGCUACACUCUCACUGCUCCCCAAAUCUCCCAGUUUUAUGCAUUUCUUCCGAACUUUGAUGCAGGAUCUAUUCCUCAGAUCCAAAUCCCUGCCUGAGGCACGACAGGACAGAGUGAAAGUUCCUUUCUGAGGCUGGAUUUCUCCACCUCCAGCCUGUUUGUGCCAUCCCACCCAUUUCCCAGCCCUUGCCAGGAACAUGAGUUUCUGCAAGCUUGUUCUUGUGCAAGACACAGCCCUGCAAAUGGCAGAAAAUGUGCUUUGUUCCCAAGUUCUGCCUCAGUGAAGGCUGGAGGUGGAGUGAGAGGAUGUGCCCAGGGAAACCUGGCUUCAAACAACCCUGCUUGUCACUGCCACAUUCCCUGAGCCUUUUCCAGCCAUGCAAAACAACCAGGGAGGAGAGGGGAUGCUCCCAGCACUGCCUGAAGCCACUGACCUGCUGGGGAAAUGCUGGGUGCACGAGGAUCAGGAUGCUUUAUUUGCAACCCCAUCUCCCAGCUCCUGCUGAGCCUCCACACAGGUUCCCCUCUGCCACAAAAGCAGCUACGUGACCUCAGUCGAGUCCCUGCUCUGUCACCAGACUCCCAGGAGGGUGAGAAAAGACAAAACCCUUCAGGACAGGGACUGUCUCACCCUGAAUUCCAACCGGAUUUCAAACCUGCCAAUGCCUGGCCCAAAUAACCUGGGAUCACUUUCGAGGUAAAACCGUGCUGUUUGCAAAUCCCUGCUUCCAGCCAGCUGGUGAAGACCUUUGGGAAGGAGGAGAGACAUUUAGAUGCCUGGUGAGGCUGGAAUGAAGGGAAGCAAGAGGCAGAUAAGCCCUGGCACACAGCUCCUCCCCAGGCACUGCACAGAGCACAGCUCCAGCAGCUCUCAGCACUUUGCCAGACUUGCAGCUGGCACAGAUGGGCCAAGGUGUUUUCCUCUCCCUCCUCCCAAAGCUGGGAGGGAGCAGACAUUUCCUCACAGGCAGCACAGGGCCCCAGGCAGGCAUGCCAAGCUCGAGCUCACCCACAGCCCUUCCAUCUCCCCUGCCAGCACAGAAUUUCCAGGUGAUAGAUGAAAAGCAAACGCCUUAAACCAGCUUGGAAUUGGAGUCCUGUGAAAGCAGAGCUCCCAAAAGGGAAUCUAUAUUGAAAGAGGGGGGCUUUAAGCAAGAGCCUUGGGACCAGACCUGCUGCCAGGGACACCAGCACCCACUUGGCUUCUUUCCAUUACAACUACCCUGGUUCCAUCUAUGCCAACCCUGCAGAGUGAACCCCUGAUGGUGACAAAAGACAAUCCCAGGGAUAAACUGCAUCCAUGGAGGAGGGAAUGAGAACCAUGGAUGCAGCACAAGGAGCACAAAUACAGGACACUGCAAUUGGAUUCUUAUACCCACCUUUUUUGAACAUCUCUGCUUUUAAUUACAUGUUUUCCAAUCUUCCUCUAGUCUCCCCACCCCAUUCUGUGACUCAUGGCUUGGACUACUGAGCAAAGAUUCCUAGGAUUGCUGCUGCUGGGGGGAAGAUACCACCAGUAUCAGAAUCCAGGUGAAAUCCACACAAAAAGGAGGACAGAUCCCCCUGGCUGCACAGCAAAGAUACAAACACAGGGAGAGGAUUAAUCUAAAGAGUUGGCUUAGGUACAAGCAGCAUCACAAUUCGUCUCAAGGUUCUACUGCUAAGUCAUGUGAGAAAAUUCAAAUGUUAAAAGAUCCAGAAGUUUCUUAUUCAGACUCAGAGCUGGUUGAACACCCCACUUUGGCAGGGUGUUCCCCAAAUGGUACUUUACCAAGAGAACACUCAAAAAAGCACAAUUCCUCCCAUCCUCUCACCCACAGCUGCUCAUGUAGCAAAUUCCCAUCUCCUGAGCUCUCCAGACAGAGAUAUGGGACUCACUGAUUAAACUUUGGACGUCUUCCCCUAACCACACUGCUUCAAAAUAAUCUAAGAGGCAGCAAUCAAAGAUAUUUUCAUUUCUAGCUUCAAAGAGGAUCCUCCAAACAAAAGGAAACACUUCAGUAAAGCGUGUAUAAACUGGGAGCAUCUGGUCUUUCCCCAGCAGCACUGAGCCUUGAGAUGGAAAUGCAAGUAAAGAGCUCACAAUGAAAUCAGAUAACAAAUAAAAUGUCUUGUAUGGGGACAGCUCUUCCUUAGAGCCCCUUGAGUGUUUCUCUUCUUCUUCUACAGAGGCAAAGCCCCGUGGAGAGCAGCACACACCUGGCUCAGCCCAUUGCAUUUGUCUCAGGAAAGCGGCUCUUUGUUCUCUGCAUCAGGCACUGGCAGGAGGCAGGAACCAUCUGCUCCUCCAGGGAUACAGAUCCUGCAACUUAAUGGAAAUGCUCCUCUGGGUCAAGCGGCAGAGCCAACUGCUCUCUUAAUGCAACCAUCUUCAUUUUGGGGAGGGAGUGGGAUCAAUUAACAGCCUCUGAGCAGGGCAGUCUCCUGGUGAGCAGUCACCUGUCAGAGCUCACACCCAGCUUUUUAGUGCACCCAGGCCAAGCCUCCACCCCACUGCCUGCAACAGCUCUGCUGCAACCUCUGCCUUCAUCUGGAGCGCCCAGAAAGCUUCAGGGGGAAGCUGCAGCCCCACAAAAGCAUUUGCUAAACCAGCAGGAAAAGAUAAAUCCACUGACAGGGACACAACCUGUCUGUGAAUAAGAGAGCAAAUACAAGCUACAGAGCACAGCCACAAGAAAGCAGCUUCUUUCUGGACAGAGACACUUUCCUCAUCCAUGAUAUCCUGGGUGAAUAUUCCCCUGUUGCUUAACAUACUGACAUCACAGAAACUUCACAGCUUCAUUUCUCCAGCUCCCUCACCAUUCAAAAUGUUCACAGCUCAAUUACUCGAAAUUAGCCAAGAGAUCCCUCUGCUUCUGUGAACUCUGAGAUCUCCGAGACAAAGCUGAAGCACAUCCCAAAACUUGCACUUCUAGAGGGGCAGUUUGGAAGCAUCUCUAAAUAUAACUAGCCCUGAUUUUCUCCAAACAACUUAGAAAUUCAUAUGGUGCCUAAUUAACCUUGUCACAAAACUACAUCAACAAGUCCUAAAAGCACCAGGAGUGUUGCUACCCGCUCUCCAUCUUAAUAACAGCAGUCUGGCUGUGUAUCAGAAAAGGAACCACUGAUUAACUCUUGGAUUCAAAUUAUCUGUGCCACAUAGCCCAACUCCUGAAGCCAACUUCAUUUUUAGAAUGCUUUUUGCCCAGGUAGUUUCCAAACAGAACAGUAAAUCACUGAUCUCACCGAGCAGAGCUCAUUUCGCAAUUAAUUCUCUCUCUUUCUGUGGGACAAAGACUCCUUGCUCCAAGUCAGGAGAUCAGAAUGUGGCCUGCAGGGCUGAGAGCUUGGAUAACAGCUAGAAAAUACCAAUACACCCCUGCCUUGAGCCUCAUAAAUAACAACGAGCAUGAUAGAGGUGAGUAGAUCAUUACAGACACAGAGGGACUCAGGUGUGUUAAGCACAGCAAAGCUGUGAAGUGUAUUAAGGGAUUUCAGGGUGUGUAGGGAUUGCUGAAAUGCAAUUAUCUGGGCAGAGCAGAGGGCAGCACCUGCUUGAGCAGUUGUAGGUGCCAGGCUUUUAGGAUAGAGAAUCAGGGAAUGGUUUGGUUUGGAAGGGACCUUAAAGACUCUCCAGCUCCAACCCCCUGCCAUAGGAAGAGUCUUAGUGAAGGUUUCAUCCAAUUCUUCAUCCAUGAAGGUUUAAUUCAAUUAAAGCCAAAAAGUUAUUUAAUAAACCAACAGCACAUUAUCAAGACAAGGUGUGAAAAAUGCUACAGCCUCUUCAGAGUAAUUGACAGGGAGGAGACAGAACCAGAGAAUAUAAAGGCAAUAAAUGUCAGUGAAGAAACUAAACCCCCAGUUCUUGUAGAAGUGUGAAGCUCUCACACCUUCUCCAAUGAAGACCAGCUCAGAAACUCUGUCUUAAUAUUUCAAAGGAUUUCAUACUGAAUAAAAUCCAUUUCUAAGCUAACACAACUGCUGUGUGAUCAUUCACAAAUAUCUGUACCUAUUCUUGUUAAGAAAUGCCACUGAACUUGGUGUAAGAACUGACACCCAUGGUGCUCAAGGGAUACCCCCAAGUCACAUUCAAUGCCUCAGGUGUGAUUUCUGCUGUAAAACUGUGCAAUUAUAUUAUUUUGGUUUGGGAUUUCCCCCCUCUUCAAGGUGAGGGAGGAUGGGGAAAGCAGUAGAGAAGACCAGCAAUUGAGAAACCCUUCUGUCUGACCAAUUAACAAUACAAGACUUUCUGAACUGUCACAAAUUCUACCCAGUAUGAGUCCCUGAAGCAGCUACUGACAGGGAGUCAUGGGAGUUCAGUUGAUCUAAACCAGACCACACAAUCAAAGUUUUUACUAUUUUUUUUUAAACCAAGAGAAGAAACACGGUGCCAGUGUUUUGUUGGAAGAGAUCCUGGGGUAGAAGCUGGACAGUCAGACCUACAGCUGUGAUCCAAAAGAACUCCUGAGCUGACACAGGAGCUCCUGAUGCAGCUGAAAACAUUUCCAGGAGUGCUUUCAGAAGCAGAACAGCUUCUGCAUGAGCAGCCCAGGCUGUACAAGAGCCAUACAGAGAAACACAGAUGGGCUCUGAGGUCCUGGCCUGAAAUCCCAAUUUAUCCUGGUGGGCCAGGCCUUCCACACACUGAACCUGCUGGAAUCAUUGUUCUAUCCUGGCUAGUGACCAAAACAUUUGUCCAGUGCAUGGAAGAGCCCUUCUGAGGGAAGAUGUUAAAUGCCAGCAGGGAGCUGCAGCCUCCCUGAGUUUCACAGCUUGGGGGGAAUUCUCCCAUCUCCAUCCUUCAUUCCCACUCAAGCUUCUAGGGAAGUUAAAGGCAACAAAUUUUAAGCCAACACCAUUUUAACAGUAAAUCCUGACUAAUAAAACAAUAAACAUUCCUCAGCCUGCUCUGUUUAAACCUUCCUGCUUUCCCUGCAUGUCAAAAAUAGACUUGUGCCAUCACUCAAGGCUCUGGUGUUUUUAACAAU
This is a messenger RNA of Cyanistes caeruleus (blue tit), 8798 nucleotides long. NCBI's taxonomy places the organism in Eukaryota, Metazoa, Chordata, Aves, Passeriformes, Paridae. The record is from RefSeq and is a predicted model, not a curated record.